Messenger RNA from Bolinopsis microptera, 1703 nucleotides. Its product is annotated as alpha-enolase-like. Gene Ontology annotation, molecular function: magnesium ion binding; phosphopyruvate hydratase activity. The record is from RefSeq and is a predicted model, not a curated record. Gene Ontology annotation, cellular component: phosphopyruvate hydratase complex. Lineage: Eukaryota; Metazoa; Ctenophora; Tentaculata; Lobata; Bolinopsidae. Bases 25 to 1326 code for a protein of 433 amino acids. Gene Ontology annotation, biological process: glycolytic process. The transcript has 8 exons.
UUAACCGUAAUAAGUGAGUUAGUGAUGAUCAGGUCAAUCCACGCUCGUCAGAUAUUUGACAGUAGAGGUAACCCAACAGUUGAAGUGGAUGUUACAACUAACUCCGGUUUAUUUAGAGGAGCUGUACCUUCUGGUGCUAGUACCGGAAUCUACGAGGCACUUGAGCUCCGUGACGGAGACAAGGCGAACUACAUGGGUAAAGGUGUUAGUCAGGCUGUAGAUAACGUUAACAAUAAGAUAGCUCCUGCUCUUAUCGCUAAACAGUUCAAUGUAACUGAGCAGAGUGCUAUUGAUAACUUUAUGUUGGAGAUGGAUGGGACCGAGCAUAAGAAGAAUCUGGGAGCUAACGCUGUUCUGGGGGUAUCACUAGCUGUGUGUAAAGCAGGGGCUGCUGAGAAGGGUGUCCCACUGUACAGACAUAUUGCUCAGCUGGCUGGAAACGAUAAGGUAAUCCUACCUGUCCCAGCGUUCAAUGUAAUAAACGGAGGUUCCCACGCGGGUAACAAGUUGGCCAUGCAGGAGUUCAUGAUUCUUCCUGUGGGUGCGGCCUCAUUUACUGAGGCCAUGAAGAUUGGAAGCGAGGUGUACCACAAUCUUAAGAAUGUGAUAAAAAGUAAGUACGGACUGGACGCUACUAAUGUGGGAGAUGAAGGUGGAUUUGCUCCAAAUAUCCAGGAUAACAGAGAAGGACUGGAGCUCGUCAUGACUGCAAUCAAGAAGGCAGGUCACGAAGGUAAAGUAGAGAUUGGCAUGGACGUAGCUGCUAGUGAGUUCUUCAAGGAAGGUAAAUACGACCUGGACUUCAAAAACGCAGACUCCAAGGAAGCGGACCACCUGUCCUCAGAUGCACUAGAACAAGUGUACCACGAGUUCAUUGCUAACUACCCCGUAGUUAGUAUUGAGGAUCCGUACGAUCAGGAUGAUUGGAAUGCAUGGAGUAAGCUUACUGCUGCCACUGAUAUCCAGAUAGUUGGAGAUGAUCUACUGGUAACCAACCCUCGAAGAAUCAAGACUGGAAUUGAGAAGAAGUCCUGUAACGGUUUACUUCUGAAAGUUAACCAGAUUGGAUCAGUUACAGAGAGUAUUGAGGCCUGUAAACUGGCACAGAGUAACGGAUGGGGAGUGAUGGUCUCCCACAGGUCGGGAGAAACAGAAGACACAUUUAUAGCAGACCUGGUAGUUGGUUUGUGUACCGGACAGAUAAAGACAGGUGCCCCGUGUAGAAGUGAGAGACUGGCAAAAUACAACCAGAUAUUGCGAAUAGAGGAGGAGCUGGGAGAUGAAGCUGUCUACGCUGGCAGAAAGUUCAGAAACCCUCUCAAUUAGAGCCUGCUUAGUAGCUUUCAAUAUUAUUAUGUUUAGUUUAUGAGUUAGUAGUCCAGGCUAGUGUUUUUGGACUGAACAGUUUAAGCUUUGAUUUAUUUCAUAUAGUACUAUUAAUUAUGGUUCUGAAUUUUUGAGCAAUAUUGUUUUCCAAACUUUGAAUUUUUCGUUCGCUAUGUUUUCCACGUUUUAGUGCAUACAAUUAAAUUUUUCUAACUUUCUUUUGGAAGACUAUUAAAUUAUUAAUUUCGCACAUCUUCAUUAAAUUAUCUAGACGCAUGGUUUAGAUCUAAGAGUUUUAAUGUUCGUGUGACAAAGAAUGUCAAAAUUAGAAUAUAUUUAUAACUAGCUUGUCAUGUUUGAUAAGAAUUUGUUGUAAA